This is a messenger RNA of Torulaspora globosa, 1527 nucleotides long. RefSeq lists its product as uncharacterized. Lineage: Eukaryota; Fungi; Ascomycota; Saccharomycetes; Saccharomycetales; Saccharomycetaceae. The record is from RefSeq and is a predicted model, not a curated record. The coding region runs from base 1 to 1527 and encodes 508 amino acids. The transcript has a single exon.
AUGACGGAUGCUCAGCAUAUGCAAGUUACCGGCUACUUAACAGCAGACACAACGAUGACUCCAUUGAGAGGACGCCAUCGACAUAAAAGGUCGUUUGCUAUCUCCGGAGACUUCGAUUUCGUCAAGCAGCCGGCCGCGUUGCCUUCGUUGCCUAACAACAAGCUAGAUCCAUCAGAUGUCCAAAUUGAUAGGACUGGCGGCUCGAGGGAGCCGCCCGAAAUAGUGGUUGAGCAGAAGAUAGUGCCACCGGAGGCGGCAGCUGCAUCAUCUCCGAGUCCUCGGCUGGAGAAUCCCAAUGCUACAAGCCCUAGAUUCUUCAUAAGUGAGGAGCCACGAUUUUCGUCUCCAUUUCGUGGGGUACCAGAUGCAAUCAUCAAUCUGGAUGACGCAUUGAAAACUAAACCGAAAUGUUUCAAGUCGCAUAAAAGAUCAGAAUCAGCUCCGGCCGAUCUGGCUGUUUUACUGAAUGCGAAGACCGUCUCUCACUCAAGUCAGAUGAUAGAAGAGGAAGAUGACGAUGGCGAUGAGACUGAGGAGGACCAUAACUCGCAGAUUAACUUUGGGGUGCCUGAUGUUGCUGAGGGGGGCAACAAAUCUACUUUGCUAUCACCAUUACGGCCUAUGUCUCCGUCUCCGGCAGCACAUCUGCAGGAAUUAACUUUGGACGGUUCGCCUGUGCGUUGGAACAGGGACAGUCGAGCUGACAACUACAAUUCUUUGAAAAUCAAUAGACAAAAGCAAAGAUAUUACCAAUACACAAAAAAACUACCCAUCGCAAAUGCAGGCAUACAACCUCAAACGCUGAGGGAGAAAGAGUCUUCGACUUCCCUUUCUUCUGCAUGUUUAAAAACUCCCCUCUCAUCAUUCCAAACUCCGUCAAGACAAGCUUCGACGCCUUCAACGCCGCUCUCCGCUGGCUUCAGUAACAACAAUGAUCAGUUUGAAAACAACAGCGGACUAACCAGUCCUUUCAGAUCCCGCCAGAUGCAUUCAAGUAUGCGUAACGCAGCCAACUCAAGUUUCGGAUAUGAGCCAAAGGUCUAUGAGAUGCCUCAUGGCAGAGCGAACUCUGAUUCAGUUUCUUCAAGAGAUGAUAAAACUCUUUACAAGAACGAGAUGUCACUCACGGACGGUUGCGACGUGACGGACGAUGACAACAAUGGUAGCGAGAAUGACGGAGAGAAAGCCAACAUGUUAUCAAUUUCUAAAGAAUUGCUUUUUGGGCAGCCUGGCGACACAGUCGAUUUGUCUUCCAUAUCAUCGUCAGUCAAAGAAACCUUUACUAACUAUAAAAGCUCGAGCAACGAGGUUCUGUCGCCAGUAAGGCUCGAUACGAACGAUGACAGCGAGCCUUUGUCUUCUGCAAAUGAUACCCCUGAGUCUCGAAGCGUGAGCGAUACCCUUCUUGUCGUGCAGAAGACACGGAAAGAAAAGCGCAAAGUAAAGUCCAAACUAAACGUUCUUUUCAUGAACAUUUUCAGAUACACUAACAAUUAUGAACGAGGAGCCAACGAAAAAAAGGCUUAA